CGGCCAGCGCAGCGGCGGCUGACGUGUGCCUAGGGGCGGCGGCGGUUCCUGGGCCCGGACCGGAUCAUGUCGAAAGUCACCUUUAAAAUCACGCUGACGUCGGACCCGCGGCUGCCUUACAAAGUGUUAAGUGUACCUGAAAAUACACCUUUCACAGCCGUCUUGAAGUUUGCUGCAGAAGAAUUCAAAGUUCCUGCAGCAACAAGUGCUAUUAUAACAAAUGAUGGAAUAGGAAUAAACCCUGCACAGACAGCGGGAAAUGUUUUCCUAAAGCAUGGUUCAGAACUACGGAUUAUUCCCAGAGAUCGUGUUGGGAGCUGUUAAUAUCUACUGAGUGGUUUUGGAAUAAGUGAAAUCACCAUGCUAAAGAGUAAAUGGUCAUAUUUAUUUGGAUUUCUACAGUACAACUAAUGAAUCAGUCUGUUUUAAAAUUACUUACAAUGACUACCUGGGAUUUAAAAAUUAAUUAAAAGCAGAGUUUUCAUUUUCUUUCCCUGUUAGCAUUUAGCAAAUCAUAAGCUAGCCUGGCCCUUCAUCUACUAACAGAAGGAUGGUCUGAUGUAAUGCUAUAUUCUUGAAAGCAGGAUGGACCUCUUUCUUUUUAGUAACAGAACCUCUUAGGAAAUGUUAUUGAAAACAAAAGGGCAAACCUUGUCAGUAGAAACAUACAAUUGUGAUUGAUAGAUUAAUAACAGAAUCCUGAAUUUAGAAGUUCAUUUUGUGGAAGGAGAAGCUGUAUUUGAUUUUUAGAAAAGGAGACCAUUAGGAGAAAAUUCUUUCCUACUGAAAGCUAAAAAACAUUAGUCUAACCCCUGAAUUAUGUAUAAUGUACAUUGUCAAACUCAAAGAAACAAUUUUCCUCACAGUUAAAAUUUUCAGUCCAAAUAGAAGGGGUAUCUUGAAAACUUCAGACUCUUUUGUUACUGAAGUAUGUAGAGAACUUCUAAGAAAUGUAAAUACUUGGCUAUAAUCAUAAGGUACUGGAAAAUUUUUAAUUAAAGAAAAAUAAAUGUACUUUUGUUAAAUCUUCAUUUGAGCUUCAUUGGUCAAACUAGCUUUUACAAAUUUUCACUGAUACUGGAUUUAACAUUAAAUAAAGUGCCCUCAACUGAAAGGUGUUGUAAAAUCACAAAUCAUGGGAAUCCCAUGCGCUGUAUGAUAGGGAUUUAUCAGUUGAAUACUACAUUCCUUUAUCAGCAAACAUAUUUAUUUGAGGAAAACGUCUUAGUUUGUUGCUACUGUAUGUUACUUGGGAAACAGUGGUGGAAUCACUUGCAUGUUUGUAUGUUCAGAAAUUAAGCAUUUUGUUUAUAAAUUGUCUGAAGUUAAAUUGUUACAUCAACCAUGGACCUACACUGGAGAAACCAGUAUGUCUUGUUUUGACACACAAUGAUAUACUGUAGUUUCAAGAUAGUAUGCAUUUUGCCAAACAAAUCAUCAUUGCGUUUUAUCUGUCCUCAUACAUUUAAUUUAUUGAGGUUACAAAAAAUUGAACAAUAAACGAUAAUACUUCAUAAAAAC
Messenger RNA from Emys orbicularis (European pond turtle), 1521 nucleotides. RefSeq names its product ubiquitin fold modifier 1 (gene UFM1). Lineage: Eukaryota; Metazoa; Chordata; Testudines; Emydidae. The coding region runs from base 67 to 324 and encodes 85 amino acids. Gene Ontology annotation, cellular component: cytoplasm; nucleus. The transcript has 6 exons. Gene Ontology annotation, biological process: protein K69-linked ufmylation. The record is from RefSeq and is a predicted model, not a curated record.